GGCUUUGCCUACCACCUCACCACUCACCACUCACCAAACAUUCACCUUCUCGAGCAACCUUCCACCGGAUGCUUUACCAAACCCCAUAAUCCUUUGGAGAUUUCAUAAUCCCUCUAAUCAAAAACAACACAGUCCAACACCAUCAAGCAAAAACAACAGCACAGACAAACCAACGCCGAAGACCCAAACCGAGCCUCAGCUGCUUUUCAAGAUCACACAACCACCACCAAAAACAACCAACCUACAAUGUCAUCUCCAGCCGAGGAAUCUCCGGCCCAGAGAGCCGCCCGACUCCGUCGCGAACGCCGCGAAGCUAAAAUCAAAGGCGAUGGCGCUGCCCGUCUCGACAAGAUCACCAGUUUGAGCGGCCGGACGCCGGCGAGUCUCCGUGAAGAAACCUCUCCAUCCCCCUCCCCCACCCCACAACCACCGGUCACUGCAUCCCCGGCGCCCGAACCCCGGGCCACGACUGCACCGGCACCCCAGCCAGUUUUCCCAGACCAGCAGCAAAGCCCCGAAUCCCUCCAAGCGCAACAAGAGCUCUUCCGGGCUCUACUCCGCCAAUCCGCCCCGCCCCAAGGUACCACGGAGGGGCAGGAGGUUGCGGGGGAAGAAGACCCGACCAUGAAGCUACUGUCCAGCCUUAUGAACGGCGAGACCAAUCUUAAUGAGAAUGCUCUACCCGGUGGCCAGUCUCCCGCGGACUUGUUGACUGGUCUGGGAGUUCCGCCGUUUGUGGCGAGCAUGUUGGGAGAGGCUACGCGACAGAAGACGGACGCAGAGAAGCGAGAGAUUUUCGUGUGGAAGGUGCUUCAUGUGGUGUUUUCGGUGCUUAUUGGGAUUUAUUUGUUGGUGUUGAUCGGGUCGUCGGUCGCGACGUAUGGCAGUCAACCCCCGCCGCCGGCGACGGCGCGGAAUCCGUUUGUAUUCUUCACCACGGGGGAGGUGGUUCUUAGCGUAGCGAGGAUUAUGAUGAGGGGUGGGAAGGGUGGGUUGGGGAUGUGGUUGCAGUUGGCGAAGGAUAUCUCAAGGGAUGGCAGUCUGGUGCUAUUCCUGUUUGGAAUGGCAAACUGGUGGCAUCGGGAGUGGAUGGCUAAUUAGGGUGCUGAUAGGCAAUUUUCAUUUUCUGCCAGGGCUGUUUCAUUGUUAUGACAUGGUGUGCCGGCUUUCUGCAUUUACGAAUCCAUUUCGCAUUCUUAAACGCUCGGCCGUUGGUAUUCUGAUGCCCGUUGCAUGCAGGGGCUUGUUACUUACUAUUUGCUUAACAAGUGCAAGUAGCACAGCUCCCACGUGCGUAAUCGUGUGAUUGUGAUGCAUGGACCGGUUAGCUCAGCCCUUUCCAAGACAAUUUCAAUCCUGACCCGGGGUCUCCCACCUUCGACUGUCACUGGCCAGUGCGCCCUAUUCCUCGGAACUGGAAGAGGUUGAUAUUAGCUGUAAAAGCGUUG
Messenger RNA from Aspergillus sclerotioniger CBS 115572, 1448 nucleotides. RefSeq lists its product as uncharacterized. The record is from RefSeq and is a predicted model, not a curated record. Lineage: Eukaryota; Fungi; Ascomycota; Eurotiomycetes; Eurotiales; Aspergillaceae. The annotation marks the transcript as partial. The transcript has 2 exons. Gene Ontology annotation, biological process: retrograde vesicle-mediated transport, Golgi to endoplasmic reticulum.